AUGUUCAUUCAAGCCGUAGAAUUUGUUCGCAAUUACAAAAAAAAUGGGCAUUCAAUAAAUAUUUAUGGGCAGGAAAAGGCUACUAGUGUUUGGCGAGUAGGGAAAACUAACACACUUUUGCGAGGUUUGGAAUGCGAUUUAGGAGAUAAACCCGAGGACACUUUUAAGGAGGAUUUACAUAAAAAGUUAGAUGGACAGCUAAAUAAAAAUGGCGUGGCAGCAGUUAUUCUAGCAAAUAAUUCGGUUAGUGCAGCUAAAAAAGAAGAAGAGAUUCGAAAGAAUAUUUUAGAAGACAAUUUAGUAGAUGCAGGAAGAGAAAGAAAAGACAUAUUUUUUGCUGAUUGUAGUGAUUUUGUGGGAGAAAUCCAAGGACGCAAAGUGCGAAUAUUAAAAACAGAAGAAAUUAACUCAAUUACCAAGGAAUAUCGCAAAUGGUUUGGUAAUAAAAACUAUCUGCCAACUGACUUCACAGCAAAAGCUGCUUUAGAAGAAAUAAAGAAAAGAGACUACCUUUUACUGCCAGGAAUUUAUACUUACCAAGAAGAAAAGCCUCGAGAUCCGCAAGAGAUUAAAAAGGAAAUUCAAAAACUAAGUUCGGAAAUUUUAGAAACUUUUCACAAGUUAGAAUUGGAAAGGAAAGAAAUUGAAGAAUUGUUAACUAAGCUGAAGCAGGAUGGAGAAAUAGAUUAA
Paraglomus brasilianum is the source of this 690-nucleotide messenger RNA. Lineage: Eukaryota; Fungi; Glomeromycota; Glomeromycetes; Paraglomerales; Paraglomeraceae. The record is from the annotation of a GenBank genome assembly.